Molecule: messenger RNA, 2950 nt
Organism: Canis lupus familiaris (dog)
Lineage: Eukaryota; Metazoa; Chordata; Mammalia; Carnivora; Canidae
Gene: CLDN18
Product: claudin 18
Exons: 5
Coding region: 141-926 (261 amino acids)
Biological process (GO): cell adhesion; bicellular tight junction assembly
Cellular component (GO): plasma membrane; bicellular tight junction
Molecular function (GO): structural molecule activity
Source: RefSeq, a predicted model, not a curated record
UGAACUAUCUAAGGAAAACAGUGUGAGCAAACACCCGGGGCUGAGGGAAACCAUCUGAUCGGGGCAGCCACCCACACGCCGCCGGGAGGAAGGCGCCGCUGCUCCCUGAGCCCGCGGCCGGAGGCGCGCAGGCCAAGGCCAUGUCCACCACCACGUGCCAGGUGGUGGGCUUCCUCCUGUCCCUCCUGGGCCUGGCGGGCUGCAUCGCCGCCACCGGGAUGGACAUGUGGAGCACCCAGGACCUGUACGACAACCCCGUUACCGCCGUGUUCCAGUACGAGGGGCUCUGGCGGAGCUGCGUGAGGCAGAGCUCAGGGUUCACCGAGUGCCGGCCCUACUUCACCAUCCUGGGCCUUCCAGCCAUGCUGCAGGCAGUGCGAGCCCUGAUGAUCGUGGGCAUUGUUCUGGGUGCCAUCGGCCUCCUAGUAUCCAUCUUUGCCCUGAAGUGCAUCCGCAUUGGCAGCAUGGAGGACUCCGCCAAAGCCAACAUGACACUGACCUCUGGGAUCAUGUUCAUCAUCUCAGGUCUCUGUGCAAUCGUUGGAGUAUCUGUAUUUGCCAACAUGCUGGUUACUAACUUCUGGAUGUCUACAGCUAACAUGUACACUGGCCUGGGUGGGAUGGUGCAGACCGUUCAGACCAGGUACACCUUUGGUUCAGCUCUGUUCGUGGGCUGGGUCGCCGGAGGCCUCACACUAAUUGGGGGUGUGAUGAUGUGCAUCGCCUGCCGGGGCCUGGUUCCUGAAGAAAGCAACUACAAAGCCGUGUCUUAUCAUGCCUCAGGCCACAAUGUCGCCUACAAGCCAGGAGGCUUCAAGGCCAGCACUGGCUUUGGGCCCAGCAGCAAAAACAAGAAGAUAUACGAUGGGGGUGCCCGCACAGAGGACGAGAUGCAAUCUCAUCCCUCCAAGUACGACUAUGUGUAGCAUUCCAAGGCACCUCAGCAUGGGCAGAAGAACCCCCCAAUUAGAGCUCACUUGAAAAACAAGGAAAUUUUACCUCGACUCCUUAUUGCUUUUGACUCACAGUUGAAAGUAAGAAAAACCUUGAUUUCAUCCGGAAGGAGGCCAGAUGGUCUGGGCCACUGUCUCUGUGUUUCUAAUGUUCCAUCACAAAAACAGCUGAGUUAUCAGAUAUGAAUUAGAUGCUACAGUUCACAGUUUCCAAUCCUCUGGUUUUUUUUUUUUAAUUUAACCUUUCUAAUCUGAUGAUAAAAUGUGGUUUGAAUUCCUAUCAGACAAUAGCUCAUCGAUGAUCUAUUUCCCAACUCAUCCCCCAGAACAAUUCUGAAAGUAAAAAAGGAGAGUCCAUCAAAAGACAUCAUUUCCUACUAUUUGAUUUUAACCUCCCCAGCCUACUUGGCUACUAAUAAACACUGAUUGAAGUAGAGCUGAUAGGGAAAGAUAUUUGUAAUGUCUCCAGCUCAUUAUCUGAGUUUUCUUACACUGUGAUCUUGACAUUACCUGGACUGAAGCGAUUUCAUUUUAAGGAAAGCUUUCUGCUUUUGUUGGCCUCUGCUAAUUCCAGCAAGACGCCCCAGGGGUCUCCUGGGCUCUCCAUUGCAGGUCCUCUUUCUGUCACGGGCCAGAAAGUAUCCCUACAAGAAUGAGGAGAGGAUAUUUGUGGGUAAUCUGAAUAUAUUUGAUAUCCUAAAUGUAGUUAAAAUAAAUAAUAGAUUAGUGAAAUGACACACUGUCUCUGAAUUAGCUUCACCCCUGCACACGAAUAGGAGAAAAUGAAAAAAUAAUAGCUUUGAUAUUGUCUAUAUUGACUUUGUAAAAACACACUUCAGUUCAAAUUCCAUGAAAUGUUCCCUGAUCCUAAUUGUUUCCCUUUGAGCUCUCCAGGACUGUGACUAUACAUGAUAAAUACAGCAAAAACCAAAUGAUGAAACCUAGAGAAUGAGUUGAAACCAGUUCUUUCAAAAAACAGCAACAACAAAGUGAUAAGCCUAAAUAUAAUGUUAUAUCACGUGACCCCCGGUGCACACUUGCAUGGCUAGAGGUCACUGUCAGUUGACAGUAGCACUUACCUGACACUGUGGCCAGCUUUGUUACUUGGAGAGCUCUUCCCUUCACUAAAUUCACCUACCGUGGUUGGACCAUUGGAUGUUCAAGAACUGAAAGCUCUUGGCAGCCACACACCUUCCCCGUGUUCACAUCACGCUGCAGAAAGGCUAAACUCCUUCCAGGCCACCAGAAUUCCAUCUCAGUACCAGAGCCAGAAUAGGUCUCCUGAGAACUAAAAUAAGGGCAGUCUCUCAAAACUAUCUAAUCAGAGAGCAGCAUUGACACUGCGGGAAUCUCACCAUCAGGUUAUUAUUUGGGGAAAAAAGUCCUUACACCAAUAGCACGUAUGAAAGUGGCCUCCAGGAAGAUGGGGGACUAUUCAUAGGGGUCUUCAGCUUGGACAGUUUGUCUGGGAAAAACCAGAUCACAGCCCAUUAAACUGAGAAGAAUUUUAUUCAGCAACAGCCAAAACAAAUUCAGAGAGACCCUUCUUACUGAGACAGCAAUGGUUCUAGGCUAUAUCAGAUAAGGGUAUUCAUGGAACUCAUUGUCUCAGAUGGGACAAAGGAGGAAUAGAUAAUUCAAGAAGAAUAAAAAAAGGGAAAAAAAAGAAAAAGCAGGAAUGGGGGAAGAUAAAACAGAGCAAUCCAGGACAUGGAGACUGUAAAAGUUCUCACAAUCUGACUUGAAGGCCAUGGACACAAGGAGCUCUCUUUCCUACCACCAGAAAGUCCCUGGUCAGAUCUGAGGCACUGAGGUAUGGCUCAGCUGGGUUUUUAAUUAGCACACUCUCUAACCAGCACUUCAUUGUUUGCAAGCCUCCAUGUAGUUAGAUUGUGCUUCGUUAAUUUUUGUUGUUGUUUCUCUAUCCUAUUGUAUAUGCAUUGACUAUUGACCUGCAUGUUUUGUGAACUAAAUAUUAAAAUUACUAUUAUCUCACA